AUGCGGUCGUUCGUCGCAUUGGCAGCAUUUGCUGCUUUGGGUAACUUCAAUAGUGUUGAAGCCAGUCGAUGCAAGCCUCAUCCUAACCUUACCACGACCACUGCACUGCCAUCUACUACCGAGACAGAGGCGCCAUUCGCUGUCAAGAAUGUCCUGAGCAAUGGAAACUUCGCCACGAGAGACCCCAACGUACCAGUUCCUGGCUUCGUCGUCGAAGGUCAAGCUCAGAUCGUUACCAACAAGGGCUAUACCGGUGAUGGAAGCAAGGAGCAAGGCUGCGUCGAGAUGUCAGCUCGCAAUGACCCAUCCAAGCGCAAGCGAGGCAUUGGAAACGUUGCGAGUAUCUCACAGCAGCUGUUGGACCUGGACACGAAGAAGAAGUACACUGUUCGGUUCUUCUACGCCGUCGUCACUGCGAGCAGCGGCGUCAAUAUCUGUACUCUGAGCGCUUCCAUCGGUGGCCUUCAAUUCUUUACUUCGACCAUUCUCAGCUUGGGACUGGCCAUCGAGUGGAACACUGUUCUCGCACAGACCGACGUUCCCAAUACUGAAGGUGCUUUUGCGGUGUCAAUUAACUGUCCCAUUGGUGGAGUGGCGGCUAUUUAUCUUGACUCGAUCUUCAUGUCCAACCAGGUCACGCCCGACACGAUCGACACCGUCAAGCUUGACUUUGGCGACGGGGGUGAUGUACCUCUUCCUACAACUACCAGCAAACUGCUGGUGGGAACGACAUCUGCCGCGCUAGACACCACCGAGACCGCUCAUGAACCAUCAACACUUUCUGAGCGACUCUCGAGCACCGAAGACGCGGCAACGAUCGUCUCUACGGCCUCUGACAUUGAUAGCUCCAGUCCGUCAACAGAGUCUCGGUCCUCUGAUGAGGCUGUCACCCGUGAUUCCACGACUGCUCAAACAUCGCAAUCCACUGGUGUCACCACCCUGUCGACCGUCUCAGGCGCUCCCACUCUUGACUCAUCUACAGAAUCAGAGGUGAAGACUGGAGUUCCUACUUCCGAGCCACCCACAAACAUCUUGGACGCUCCUUCGACCGCUACAUACAACCCUGCCUCAACGGAAAGCCCUUCAUCCUCUAGGGACGCAUCUACGAAGUCUCAGAGCAACACUGAAGUGCCCACUCUAGACCCGACCACAGCCACCAUGGAUGCUCCCACGACCGUAACACAUGAUCCUGCCUCAUCUGCAACAUCCUCACCCUCUGGCUCACGAGUCUGCCCCGCUGGAUCACCCCCACCCGGAUACUGCACACCAGUUCAACCCCAAGUAACCCAAAUCGAGUCCAUCCCUGGAAUCCCAAUCUUCUCAGACAACGACCAGCCCAACGCACCAAGAGCAUGCUGGGCCACCGGAGUCCCAAAGAGUGGUACAUGGGGUCGUUCAAUAGAAAGCAAUCCCCGACAGAACUCCAUCGAAGACUGCGCCUUGCUAUGCAAGCGAGAAGGUUCAGCGUGCAAGGCCUUUGCGCUGAACCCUCUUGGACAAGAGACUUCUUGUCGGAUGCUUGGGGAUAGACUGGGUGUUGUUGGUAUUGAUCUUGGCAAGCAAAUGUCUUUGGUUUGGAAUGACUUUGACUGUUUCGAGUGCCAUGAUUGCGACACCAAGAACCCGUUGGGUGUUGAGACCAGUACCUCCCAGAUCGUGCCAUCAUCAACCGUCAUUGCUUCAGCGUCUUCUGAUAUCACGACUCCUGCUGUGCCCUCAACUACAGUACCCAGCGAUGUGACCACUAGCCAAGGCCCUACCUCUGACGGAACCACUUCUGAGCAAACGACCGAGCCUCCAACACGAACUGAGCUUACUACCUUCUCCUCCUCUUACCUCCCAACAACAACCGAGUCAAUCAUGGCUCAAUGUACUCUCGCCCUCUCAGAUGGUUGUCUCAUUGAUCCCAACGCCGACUACUCCGACUGCAACAAAUCCGGCAAGUUCAAAAACACAUUCACACUCCGUGACGAAGAGUAUCCUUGGCAAAUUGAUACCCAGAACUGCGCUGCCCUCUGCUAUCACAUGCCAAGUCGCUGCAAGGCAUCUGCCUAUGACAACGACCAGCAAAAAUGUGUCUUUUCGUCCCGCUCGAUAUAUGAUUCCUCUUUCACUCCUGGACAAGAAGAAGGCAGCAUGUACUGGAGUGAGCAGAGCUGCAAUAAGUGUUUCUGCCACGACUAUGACCGUGAUGACUACUAUGCCUCGCUUGCGACUGCACUUCCUCAAGCAACCUGCGCCCCUAGCAUUGCUAGCGCCGAAGCUGUUUGUCAGAUCAAGAGCAGCCCUUCUAGUGACCUAGUCUGCCAACACAGUGGCUACUUUCCCUGGGCUUAUGAUACGGCGCCAUCCAAGUUCCCCUACCAGGAUUCUGAGGAGCGCUGUGCAGCGCUUUGCAACUCGAACCCGAAUUGUGCUGCGUCGGCUUGGUCGGCAGAGUCUGGAUGCGCUAUUGGCUACCACCAGCUGGAAUCCAUACAAUGGAGUCAGUUCGGUAACAACAAGAUGAGUUGGAGCGAUAAGGGGUGUUGGGAUUGUUCUGAUUGUAUCAAGAGCCAGAAGUGGCGUAUCAUCAAUUUCUAA
Molecule: messenger RNA, 2583 nt
Organism: Fusarium coffeatum
Lineage: Eukaryota; Fungi; Ascomycota; Sordariomycetes; Hypocreales; Nectriaceae
Exons: 1
Coding region: 1-2583 (860 amino acids)
Source: RefSeq, a predicted model, not a curated record